CUUGACUCCUGACUCCUAACCCUUUUUCCGAGCCACGAUUUAAAGAUACGUUCCUCCUAUCCCGCGCUUCCCAGGUUUCUCCGACCAUCGUUCGUGCUUGUUGGGGACUACGCGCGCUCACCAUGGCCAAAUCCGUAACCUUGUUCGAACCCCCGCCGCUGGACCCCUCAAAAGCGCCGAUAGAGAACGUGUUGGAGUUGACCCCCGUGGUUGACGUGGGCAACGAUGUGUUCACGAAUACCCGACCGCUCUGGCAUCCUCCGGGCGCGCGCGGCAUCUACGGCGGUGCCGCUAUCGCCCAGUCUCUUGCCGCUGCGAUGCGAACCAUCCCCGCCGAUUUCGCCGUCCACAGUAUGCAUUGUUAUUUCGUUUUGGCCGGCGAUUCCGAAAUCCCCAUCCUAUACCACGUCGAACGAGUCCGCGACGGCCGAAGCUUCAUCACCCGCACCGUACAAGCCAGGCAGCGUGGCCGACCUAUCUUCACUACCACCUUGAGCUUCAGCAAAGCCAACAGCGGUGGGAAGAAAAAGCUCGAGCAUGCCUCAUCCAUGCCGUCCGUUGCGCUACCGGAGGACUCGGGACCUGGUGCCAAAAGGGCAUUCCAACAAUCGGACGGGGGGCCGUUUGAGUCACAAAAAGCGGGAAUCGUAAAUCGUCACUUGCCGCCGGAGGACAGAAAGGUCAGACGGUUCUUUCGAUCACGAGGCAAGAUUUCCGAUGCAGGAGGACACCGUGCCCACUUGUCCGCCCUUGCAUACAUCACCGACAGCUAUUUCAUUGGCACGGUAUCCAGAGUCCACGAUAUACCACGCUUCUCCUCGCCGGCCGAACUCGAGAAGCUGCUCAGGGCUCUUAAGAACCCGUCGGAUCUAGAUGAUGAAGACAUCGCUCGUGCGCUCAAGGAGCUGAAAGAGGAAGAGACCGUGGAGCUUCGUCGUCGCUUGGAGGGUGCUCUGAGCAAGGCUACGAAUCAGGAUCCCGAAGAGCACAAGGAGGUGGGCAUGAUGGUCAGUCUCGACCACUCAAUCCACUUCCAUAAUCCCUGGGCAUUCCGAGCAGACGAAUGGAUGCUUUCCGAGAUGGAGAGUCCGUGGGCUGGUGAGGGAAGAGGCUUGGCCCUCCAGAAGAUCUGGUCCAAGGAUGGAAUUCUAAUCGCCACAUGCACGCAAGAGGGUGUCGUACGGCUCAAGCAGGAUGAGCCGCCACGCUCAAAGAUCUGAGGGAUGUGACGUCUACAUACAUAUUAUACCCUUUCUGCACCCCUGAAAAUGUCACUCUAGCAUGUAAUCCUUUUUUUGUUGCAUAUCCAAUAGACGAUC
This is a messenger RNA of Aspergillus homomorphus CBS 101889, 1319 nucleotides long. RefSeq names its product acyl-CoA thioesterase II. Bases 123 to 1220 code for a protein of 365 amino acids. Gene Ontology annotation, molecular function: fatty acyl-CoA hydrolase activity. Gene Ontology annotation, biological process: fatty acid catabolic process; acyl-CoA metabolic process. NCBI's taxonomy places the organism in Eukaryota, Fungi, Ascomycota, Eurotiomycetes, Eurotiales, Aspergillaceae. The record is from RefSeq and is a predicted model, not a curated record. The transcript is spliced from 4 exons. Gene Ontology annotation, cellular component: peroxisomal matrix.